CUUAUUGCAAGCCUGUUGAAUAUUAGUUUAAGGUCAUAGAGGGUCAAGUGGUGGUAAAUUUGACCGUUGUCGAUGUAAUUGCAGCCUAAGUUUGGUUCACUGGUUUAAAGUAUAUCUUGACUUUGAUCUUGUUUAUUGCCCCCUUAUUUUAUUCUGCUUUCGUAUAUUAAUUAUAACGCCUCUUACGUUCCACUUGCGUUAGCUUGUGUCUUUCACUAUUUCUUUUACAGAUUUGUUUUCCUCGCUCUACCACAGCAGAAAACACUGAAGAUAUAUAGUUCUACUGAGUCGUCGUGCUAAUUGCUCGCACGCAUAAAUUUCGUCUUAACCAUGGCGUCUAGGGUUGGUCGUAGACCUGAAGGUACAGAUGGUGCUGAUUUUCGUCAUAGAGAACGAGUUUGUACUCAGUACAGCUUGAGCCCAUUAUUAAAACGUCGCAUCAAAUUUGUUUAUUUUCUCCACCUGAUGUUGUGGGUGCUCAUGUUUGCUCGCUUGUUACCGGAACUGUGCUUAAGACUUGGAUUCCGAACAAGGCUUAUGGUGGAAAAGUGGCCGUUUCCUCAAGGCGAGUUGUGGGAGUACGUUUGGUUUUUCGGUAGUAUCUUCCCUACCCUAUUCGGAUAUAUUUCAUUACAAAGAAGUCGAGCUGGAUUAAUGCGGGUUUCUCUUACUGGAACUGUCGUCUUCGGUCUUGGCACUGUUGCUGUUGGGUGCUUUACAAACGCAUUCGAGCUGAUGACCUAUUACCAAAGUCGUGUGGCUAAGCACUAUUUCUAUGAAUUUCCCGUUAUCGUUUUGGCCUACAUAUUUUUCUCUUUAUGUGUUCAGGUACACGGCUUCUCUGUCUAUUUCGGCUACAAGUUAUACUGUAUCUGGUCUGUCAAAGUGCGCAAGGCGCGGUGAUUGUUGUUCCCAAACUCAUUUGCUUCACAGUGAUCAAUGGAUGCAGAGAGUAUUCCCUCUUUUUGCAUUACUUGUGUUGGGAACCUAACUGUUUUAAAAGACCGAGUACAUUUUUUAAAUGAAUGCAUCAGUUUCCAAAUGUUUGUGUACAGUUCUUCGUUAAAAAGUACUGUUAGGUUUUUGUAAUUAUUUUCGCUAAAUUUAAACAGUUGUUAUCAAUUCUUCCGUAUGUACAUAGAACAUAGCUUUAAUAUAUAUGGCAUAUCUACAGUCUCUUGUCAAUAACCUUGUUUAUUUCGCUACGACUUAGUUCACGAAUGUCUGGAAUGUAAAAAGUGUGUUGGUUCCCAUCAGAAGUGCAUUGUGUGCCGAAAGUUUUAGAACAUUCAAAUUCAUCUUUAGCGAACGGGUUUGUAGAUUACAGAGUUAUUAGGUGUAGGAAGGAUUUGAAAGCG
This is a messenger RNA of Schistosoma rodhaini, 1358 nucleotides long. The record is from the annotation of a GenBank genome assembly. Lineage: Eukaryota; Metazoa; Platyhelminthes; Trematoda; Strigeidida; Schistosomatidae.